Messenger RNA from Chrysoperla carnea, 1599 nucleotides. RefSeq names its product probable serine/threonine-protein kinase DDB_G0267514. Bases 1 to 1599 code for a protein of 532 amino acids. Gene Ontology annotation, biological process: attachment of spindle microtubules to kinetochore; mitotic spindle assembly checkpoint signaling; intercellular bridge organization. Lineage: Eukaryota; Metazoa; Arthropoda; Insecta; Neuroptera; Chrysopidae. Gene Ontology annotation, molecular function: ATP binding; protein kinase activity. The transcript is spliced from 7 exons. The record is from RefSeq and is a predicted model, not a curated record.
AUGACGGAAAAAACAGAUUCAAAUACCUCGGUAAUAUCGCAAGCUAAAAGACCCAAUGCUUCGUUAAAAAAUUUGACUAAAAUGAGUUCAAAUACAGAUUCAAAUGUUGAAUCCUCAAAGAUACAGCAAAUUAAUAGUUCUUUAUCAGUCAAAGAUGUAAUGGAUUCGAAUAUCAUGAGAAAUACAACAUCAUCUAAACAGAACUCGGGGUACCAAGUAAGAAGCACAUCUUUAUCUAAAGAGAAUAAUGACAGAAUAAAUGGUUUUAUCAAACAUACUGUGAGACAGUCAGCCGAAGAAGCUUCUCAUAUGGAAUUCACUAGCUACGUCCCCUUUAUACCAUUCAAAGAAUUAAAUUGGCAUAAGACUGGUAUAAAAGCAGAUUUUGGAUGGUAUUGUGAGUGGCGAAAGCCAUCAUGGAAUAACACAUUAAUUUUGAUACGUCGAAUUAAGUCAUCGACAUUGCGCAGCUCAAAUAUAUUGAUUUCGGAGAUAAACGCGUUAUCAUCUAUACGGCAUCCAAAUAUUCUUGUUUUAAUGGGCUAUACGUUUGAUAGUGGUGAUUAUUUAAUGCCAAUAUAUCAAUAUUUUCGUCAUAGUCUAUACUGUCAUCUUCAUGAAAUGGCAUGUGCAUUAUCACUUCCAAAAAUCAUUAGAAUAAUUUUACAAAUCGCUGAAGCAUUAUCAUUUACCCAUAUGAUGGGUAUAAUUCAUACAACAAUGUCGAGUCAUUGUAUUGCAUUAUCGGAUGAUUUCAAUAACGCUAAAAUAUUUGGCUUUGAUUUUUCCAUUUCGACGAAUUCUGGAAAAAUUACUGAAAAUAUUGGUAGAAAACAGUGGUUUCAAUGGCUAGCACCAGAAUUAUUUGAUUCACAAUCUCCUCCUGAAGCGCAUGUUUCAUUGGACGUUUAUUCAUUGUGUGUUGUCUUAUGGGAAUGUUGUUACCAAAAUAUUUAUCAACAAUUAUCAACAACAACUACACCAUCCCCAAAAAGUAUUACCACAAAUGAAUCACCUCAAGAUAAAGGUAUUACAUACGAAGAGCCUGAAAAAGUAGACGAAUUAAGCUCUAUGCAACGAACGCCAAAAACGAAAUUUUGUACUAAAAUUACUUCAAUUAAUGAAGAUGUAGUGGACGAGACGAAACAAACUUCACAAAAUAUUCAUACAUAUUUGGAAAAUAUUACCAUAAAUAUAAUUAAUUCUGAAAGUAAUGGAACAGAAAAAGACGACGGGAUAGUUGAGGAUACAUUGCAACAAGUAUCACCAUCUGGCAAUCCCAAAAUGAUUAUUAAAAAUCAUUUACAAGACAUAAAGGCAACCGAAAAUGUAAUGCAAUCAUCAUCAGAAAUUACAUCCAACAAUAAAAACUUAAAUAAACGAUUUGAUGAAGCUGUAGUUAGAAAUUACGACAUUAAAAAACUAAUUUAUGAAUAUGAAAUUUUAACAAAACAUCUUCAUGAUUCUGUUGUGCCAAGAAUAACAACACAACUAAGAGAUGUAUAUAUAGAUGAUGAUUUUACGUCUGAUGCGGUUCAAUUAACUUCUGACUUGACAGAAUUUUACAUUUUUGUCGAAGAUCAACAGGAUAAAAGGUAA